CGGAUAUUCCUGAUUUCGCUGGUGAUGUGUCGACUUCGCUGUGAUCUGCUCGUCCUGCUGGUGCUCGUUCUAGCAGAGGCCCACUGUGCCAUGAUAAGAAUUAUCCGAGAGGAUCAUUAUAAGUGCGGAUGUCCAGCAGCGUCACAAAGACAGCCGCGAUCGAUUCUCUCACCGAAGAUUCAGCCGAUGGACGGCGUCUCGUUGUCGACAACGACCACCACCACCGGUCGCAUCUUCAACGGCAAGCCCAGCAGGAGGGGCGCGUGGCCCUGGCAGGUGUCCCUGCAGUUGUUGCACCCGAAACUGGGCUUUAUCGGUCAUUGGUGCGGCGGUGUGCUGAUCGACCCCAAGUGGGUGAUCACCGCCGCCCACUGCAUUCACAACGAACUGUUCAAUUUACCCAUCGGCGCGCUAUGGACGGCGGUGGUCGGCGAAUGGGAAUUGGACUCAGGAGGACGCGGAUCCGCGCGCUUGCCCGUCGAGAAAGUGAUUCUUCACGAGAGAUUCAAUAAUUACGUGCACGACAUAGAUCUCGCCGUUGCAGCCUUGAUGAAACUCGCCAGGCCGGCACCUCUAUCCAAGGUUGUACGCACCAUCUGUCUGCCUGGACCCGGGCAAGAUCUCAGCGGUGGGCACUGCGUGACCUCGGGUUGGGGCCGAUACGGUCCCUCGCCUUCGCUCUCUACCGCUCUUCUGGAGGCCAGCGUGCCGCUUCUCAACCUGGAGGAGUGCCUGCAGGCCUACGGCACCUCGGUACCCAUCAGAAAGGGCCACCUCUGCGCCGGUCAGAUCGACGGCUCCUCGGGAAGCUGCGUGGGUGACUCCGGAGGACCUCUGCAGUGUCGUCGUACUGAUGGCGUUUGGCAGCUAGUCGGCGUCACAUCUUUCGGAUCCGGUUGCGCCAGACCGGGCUACCCAGACGUAUACACCAAGAUACAGCAUUACUUGCACUGGAUUAACAAGACAAUCGAUACCGACAACGACGAUUAGCAACGAUGAAGUUCGUUUAUGUAAAUACCGAUGUAAAUAUGUUAUUGUACAGCGCUAGUUCAGUUCCUUGUAUUUGUAUAUAGUGUAUUACACUCGCAUUUCUUGUAUAUUGUGCGCUAAUUCGUGUUACACAUAGAAAUCAUUUAUAUUUAUUUUGUAUUUUAAGACUGUGUAUGUAAUUUA
Molecule: messenger RNA, 1173 nt
Organism: Solenopsis invicta (red fire ant)
Lineage: Eukaryota; Metazoa; Arthropoda; Insecta; Hymenoptera; Formicidae
Product: chymotrypsin-like elastase family member 2A
Exons: 5
Coding region: 25-990 (321 amino acids)
Biological process (GO): proteolysis
Molecular function (GO): serine-type endopeptidase activity
Source: RefSeq, a predicted model, not a curated record